Megalobrama amblycephala (Wuchang bream) is the source of this 1036-nucleotide messenger RNA. RefSeq names its product crystallin, gamma MX, like 1 (gene crygmxl1). NCBI's taxonomy places the organism in Eukaryota, Metazoa, Chordata, Actinopteri, Cypriniformes, Xenocyprididae. The transcript is spliced from 3 exons. Gene Ontology annotation, molecular function: structural constituent of eye lens. Gene Ontology annotation, biological process: lens development in camera-type eye; visual perception. The coding region runs from base 1 to 678 and encodes 225 amino acids. The record is from RefSeq and is a predicted model, not a curated record.
AUGAGUCCCAGCGGUCCAUGGCAAAAGAUUGAGGUGGACAUCUGUGAACUAGAUGGCAAGAAAUACCUAAUAGUCAUGGACUAUUGUUCUCACGAUACCAAGAUUGCACAACUACAAGCCAUCACAAGCCAGCAGAAUCUAUUACAGGUCAUCUUCUAUGAAGACAAGAACUUUCAGGGAAGUUCCUACGAGUGCAGCAGUGACUGCACUGACCUUCACUCUCAUUUCAGACGUUGUAACUCUAUUCGGGUUGAAAGUGGAAACUGGAUGUUAUAUGAGCGACCACACUUUAUGGGUUACCAGUACUUUCUGCGCCAGGGCGAGUAUGCUGACUACCAACGGUGGAUGGGUUUUAAUGAUUGUGUCAGAUCCUGUCGAAUGAUACCCCAAGUGAGCACUCCACUUUUACUUAAAGGGUCCUACAAAAUGAUGAUCUACGAACGUUCAGACUUUGGUGGUCAGAUGAUGGAGUUCACUGAUGACUGUCCAUCCCUUUAUGACCGCUUCCAUUACAAUGAUAUCCAUUCUUGCAAUGUUCAAGAUGGAUACUGGAUCUUCUAUGAGCACCCUAAUUUCAGAGGCAGACAAUACCUCCUGAGACCUGGCGAAUACAGAAGGUACAAUGACUGGGGUGCCAUGAGCUCAAGAGUUGGUUCUAUUAGACGUAUUACCUUCUAAAAAUGAAAGGCGAGAAGAUUUGGAAUGAAAGAAACUAUACAAUAAACCUUUUCUUUUCUGACAUUAAUAUUGGAAUAUAAAAUAAAAUAAACAUGUUUUUAACAUGUGACCCAAAUGUGUACAUUUAAAUGUAUUCAGGCUAUAUGAUCCUCCUGCUGCAAUUCCAGAUACCAAUCAGUUUUAAGAAAAACCGGGGCAGUUGGUUCAAAUACUUUAAAGUACAUGAAAUCAAAAUUGACCUUAUUUAUUUUGUUAGCUGAAAUUGCUAAUUUUGUGGUGAAUAAUUCAUCCCUGCAAGUCAAUCCACACAAAAAAAUUGUUUGGCUUCGUAAUAUUUAAUCAAAAUCUGAAAAUGCUC